AUGGCAGCUUAUGGAGCUCUGGUUUCUCUUAUGCAUAUCAUAGAUCGGCUUGAAAAACAUCCUUCCCCUCCAAUUUCUAUCCACAAACAGCAAGUUGAAUCUCUCACUCAAAAUGUUACCUUCUUGCAGGAUUUUCUUGAUGCUUAUAUUUCCCCAGUUGUGGAUGACCAUGAAGCGGAUCCAUUGGAGCGUCGCAUUGCUGAUGCAGUUUAUGCAGCUGAGGAUGUCAUCGAAUCCCAAAUUGUGGAUCAAAUUCAUAACCGAUCCACAAUUUGUGGGAAGAUGUCCAGUUUUAUCAACUUGUUUCGAGCUCUGUGUAAUUGCGCAACUAUCGAGGAGGACUUCUAUCACGAUCUACAACAUGUGAUAGAAGAAAUGAAUUUGAUCAAGAAGGAAGCCAUGGAGAUUGCUGCAGCAGCUCAACUGCAGACAAAGGUCUCCUCAACUCGUGCUGGCUCCUCAACAUUCUCUUCAACUGUGCAGGAAAUGAUCAUAAUGGUGGGCUUCGAUAAGGUGUUACUUGAAGUGCUGGAUAAGCUCACCGGAGGUCAACUGAGUCGCCAAAUCAUCCCAAUUAUGGGGAUGGGCGGCAUUGGUAAGACCACUCUUGCCCGACAUGUAUUUCAGCAUGCACUUGUUAAAGAGCAUUUUGAUAUUUGUGUUUGGACAACAAUUUCUCAAACUUAUAAUGUGAGAGAAACACUUAGAGAAGUUCUUUUCCAAGCAAGUGGGGAUCCACAUUGUGACCAGCUGAGUGAGAACCAACUGGGGCAAAAAUCACUUAUCAGUGAGGGCGAAUUGGGAUUAAAACUAUACCAGUAUUUAUGGGGUAGGAGGUAUCUCAUAAUUAUGGAUGAUAUGUGGAGUAUAGAGGUGUGGGACAAGAUCAUGUCUUUCUUUCCUGAUUACAAUAAUAUGAGUCGAAUAAUCGUAACAACUAGGCUAUCAAACUUGACUUCGCAGUUGGGUGAGUCUUAUGGCAUUGGUAUGAAAUUUCUAGAUGAGGCUAGUAGUUGGGAUUUGUUCUCCAAGACUGUGUUUGGGGGAGAAAGUUUCCCUCAUGAGUUGGAGGAUAUUGGAAGGAAUAUUGUAGCAAAUUGUAAAGGGCUUCCUUUAUCAAUUGCUACAAUUGGAGGCCUUUUGGCGAAAUCUGAGCGUACUAGAGAAUAUUGGGUGCGUAUAGAGCAAAAUUUAAAUUCAAUUGUGAUUACGAAUAAUGAUGAAUUUUGCUUGAAAAUAUUGCGAAUGAGCUAUACCUAUCUGCCCAACUAUUUGAAGCCAUGUUUUUUGUAUAUGGGUGUUUUUGAGGAAGAUCGUUCAAUUCGUGCCUCAAUGCUGAAGAAGCUAUGGGUUUCAGAAGGAUUUUUGAAACCAAUGAGUACUGGCAAAUGCUUGGAAACAAUUGCGCAAGAGUACUUAAUGGAGUUGGUGGAUAGAAAUCUCAUAAUAGUGGAUAAGUUGGGGUCUGUUGGAAAUGUUAAGUACUGUAAAAUUCAUGAUCUGUUGAGGGACUUGUGCUUGAAAGAAGUUGAAAAGGAGAGGUUUUAUCAUAUCAUAGAAAAGACUCCUUCAGUCAUAGAUAAGGAACGUCGUCGGGUUGUUUUUAAAAAUGCUAGAAGAAGGGUAACAAGUGAAGUCUCGAGAUCUUUGUCACAUGCUCGUUCUAUAAUAUGUGAUGAGAGGGGGAAAAACUUUGAAAGGCCUCAUAAUUUUAGAUUGUUGAGAACAUUCAAAGCAUAUGAUAGAGAUACACAUAAAUAUGGAGUUGGUGUUCAUUUCCUAGGCGAUGUUUUUCAAUUGGUGAACUCACGGCACCUUGCUGUUAGACUUCAUUGGGAGUCCACAUUCCCAUCUUCAAUCAAUUUGCUUUGGAAUCUAUACACGUUAAUAGUUUAUCGGUCACUCGAUACGUCUUGGGAUAUGAAUAGAUGUGGAGAUUGUCGUUGGCCUGAUCUUGUUCAUGCUGAGCUUCCGCAUGAACUUGUUGCACCGAUUGAGAUUUGGAAAUUGCAUCAACUUAGGCAUCUCGAGUUUGUGGAAGAUGGAUUGACUCUACCAGAUCCUCCGAGUGACGUGGUUAUCAUGGAGAAUCUACAAACGCUCAUAGGAGCAAAUAAUUUGUAUUUGAAUGAGGAGGUGGUUAAAAGAAUUCCCAAUCUCAAGAAAUUGCAUCUGUUUUACAAAUUGGAAUAUAUGGAGGGUUGUCUCAUCAAGUGUUUGAGUGAAUUGAAACAAAUGGAGAGAGCAAACUGUUUGAGCUAUCUUGAGUGUCUAAGUAAAUUGGAAAACUUGUACUGCAGCAUCGAUUAUGGAUGUGAAGAGUAUUUGCAGAGGAUUACUUUCCCACACUCCCUCAAGAAGUUGAAGUUAUUCCUCUAUGGCUCGUUUAAUCUGGAUUUGGUAGAGAUAUUGGAAAAGAUAGGGUGGCUGCCCCUUCUUCAGAUGCUGGUAUUACAUUGUGGUACCUUCAAAACAGGCAAGUGGGACACUACUGAGGGACAAUUCCGGAGCCUCAAGCUACUACAAUUGGACUAUUGUGAAGGUCUAAAAAAUUGGACAAUGGCAGAGAGCUCCCACUUUCCACUUCUCCAGGAGCUUCAUCUUCGAGGUUUGGAUGAAUUGGAGGAGAUCCCUUCCGAAGUUGGAGAAAUAGCAACGCUGAAAUCAAUUACUUUGGAACGUUGCAGAGAAUCAGCGGUAGAGUCAGCGGCAAAGAUAGUAGAAGAACAAGAGGAUUUAUAUGGAGACCAACUAGACCUUCAUGUUCGAGCUAUACUUCGGUACAGAGACGAAACACUGCUGAGCUUGGCAAGUCCCAACUUUGAAGUUACAGCGAUGAAUAGUUAUUAG
Molecule: messenger RNA, 2850 nt
Organism: Salvia miltiorrhiza (redroot sage)
Lineage: Eukaryota; Viridiplantae; Streptophyta; Magnoliopsida; Lamiales; Lamiaceae
Product: putative late blight resistance protein homolog R1B-8
Exons: 1
Coding region: 1-2850 (949 amino acids)
Biological process (GO): defense response to other organism
Molecular function (GO): ADP binding
Source: RefSeq, a predicted model, not a curated record